AACAUCGCCAUUCUCCUCUCAUGAUGUAUCCCCCCAAAGAUAGCUCUUAUAGCAGAGGGCGACGAGCGUACCAUGGUUCUGUUCUUCAACCUCUACACCACAUUUCAAAUCCGUACGUCUCCACUAGAUCGUUGGGACGUCGUAUACGUCACUACAUCAAAUGCGCAGUCAAUCCCCGCAAAGUUUCCAACGAGACCGGAAGUCCGCAUAGUUCCUCCAAAACUCCCAACCAGUCCCCCGAAGGCAGAAUAGAACCGCCUGACGAUAAGGCUCGUUCGGGGAAUUCCUUCCCACCAAAAGACACUCUACCUCAUCUACUCCCAAAUGGCAUGAUCCGAGCCUUAGAACUUCUGCCAGGGGAAAGCGGGCCUGUCGAAUCCGAGCUUAUACCAGUCUCCCUCGCCGAUAGCGAACAAUACGAAGCCCUCUCCUACGUCUGGGGCCGUCAAGACCACAACAAGAUCGUGAUCGUUGAUGGAUUUGAACGCAAGGUCACGCCGAACCUGGAGAGUGCUCUUCUCCGUCUUCGCCAUCCUACGGCAAGGAGGCGGCUGUGGAUCGAUCAGCUUUGCAUCUCGCAAUGGGAUCAAAGUGAGAAGGCUCAACAGGUGGGGCUGAUGCGCGAUAUCUAUAGAGGCUGUACCGAAUGCCUCAUCUGGUUGGGGGAGAUUGAUGAGGAAUCAGAAGGGUUCACGAUGAAUGAUGUGUCAGCGGCAAUAGAUGUUGUCAAUUGGCUCGCGGUCGAGGGUCUUCCAGAUUGUGAGAUACCGUCAACACUUUCUUCAGACGCUGCAUUCGAAGGAGUCCUUAAAGCUCUCAGAAGCUUGGUACUUAAUUCGUGGUGGUCGCGUAUCUGGACCGUGCAAGAAGCAGUUCUCCCUCCCCAAUUGACCAUCAUCUGGGGUCCGUUCUGUGUAGCAUUUGUACAAGUAAAAAUGGCAGCACAGAACGCAAAUAGAGGCUAUUUCUCCAAAGAGUUACGAUCGUUCCCUCACUUCUGGCAGUUCCGUGUCAUCCUGCACACUUUCACGACUCUUGUUCUCGGGUUGGAAGUCGCGAAAACUGGGGAGGAGGCUUUGAGUGCUCUCCAACGAUGGCGAUACCGCGAUGCUAGUGAGCCUUUGGAUAAGGUCUAUGCUCUCCUGGGGCUUUUCCCGAGCGCACCAUUUCCUAGUAUCCAUUCUUGCGACUAUGAGUCUCCAGUGAGUACGGUCUACACCCGGGUCACACUAGACAUGAUUCGCGAAGAGAAGGGUCUGAGACCAUUGAUCGGCAGGAGAGGAGAACCACAAAUGACCCAGAAUCUGCCAACAUGGGCUCUUGAUUUGGUUCAAUAUCCGGACAGUACCAGGCAGUGGCGGAUGUGGUGGGGUCACUCGUACCGAUACGAAUUGUUCAGAGCUGAUGGUAUGAAACGGCUUGAACUCAACUCGCUUCAGAACGAAACUAUUCUAUCAGUCGUUGGGGUACAGGUGGAUACCAUUACAAAAGUUGGCAAUGUCGUUACCGAAGCAGAGUUGGGUGAUCUAAGUCACAUCCAACUCAACAGCAUUAUCUCAGAAUGGGAAGAGAUGCUCACCCGACACGUAUCGCAAAGCGCUACUCCACUAUAUCCCAAAGAUUCCAUCACGUGGAAUGAUGCAUUUUGGAGAACCAUGCUUGGAGAUAUCAUCAUUAACAAACCCCCGUAUCGCAGAGCAAUUUCGGCACACCGCGAACAGUAUAACGAUUUUCGUUUAGCUAAGUCUCAAAAUAAUCUUUACCUUUCGCUACGUGAUAUGGUUGUGAAUCAAGCAUUCUUCAUCACACGGAACGGGUAUAUUGGGCUUGGGCCCCCUACUAUCCAGCAAGGCGAUGAAGUUUGGGUGCUGUUCGGUGGUCGGGUGCCUUUUACUUUGAGACCCAAACCAGUGGAACUUGUUUCCGACGACAAUACCCAAUUCGUGAAACAUGAGUUCGUGGGAGACGCUUAUGUUCAUGGGAUCAUGGACGGUGAAAUGGUGGUUCCACUAAGGAAUCCAGCACCAAAUCAUAUCAACCUUUGGGUGUUGCACCCUGGCCCGGUGCCGAAAGCAAAACUGCUUGUGCGAACUUUUUUGUCACCGCCCACUUUUGUUACCUUAUUUUAUCAGCCUUUUAAGUGUAGGAAACACUUCAGCUUCUCAUUAAAAAGCAACCCCCCCAAUCAAUCUUAUCUAAGAGUAAAAGAAUAAACCUCGGCGCACGAAAUUAUACACCGAGUGUUUGCACAACAUCUCAUUGAUCGCAGUGAUACACAUCUAUAUCUAGCAAAUCAAAAGACUCUUAUGCCAAUCUCGAUCAAACAUGGGACUCACUACCUGCUGAUUGUCAACUUGAGUUGUAUCAGUCUUCGUUGAGCAUUCCAGGACGAACUGCUGGUGGUGCGCUUGCUCAUGCAGAGAUGAUCGAGCCGAAGUAGCUCGUUGAAUCCAUACAU
Molecule: messenger RNA, 2458 nt
Organism: Periconia digitata
Lineage: Eukaryota; Fungi; Ascomycota; Dothideomycetes; Pleosporales; Periconiaceae
Source: the annotation of a GenBank genome assembly